Molecule: messenger RNA, 1282 nt
Organism: Eptesicus fuscus (big brown bat)
Lineage: Eukaryota; Metazoa; Chordata; Mammalia; Chiroptera; Vespertilionidae
Gene: PTPMT1
Product: protein tyrosine phosphatase mitochondrial 1
Exons: 4
Coding region: 125-1078 (317 amino acids)
Biological process (GO): protein dephosphorylation
Molecular function (GO): phosphatidylinositol-4,5-bisphosphate 5-phosphatase activity; phosphatidylglycerophosphatase activity; protein tyrosine/serine/threonine phosphatase activity
Source: RefSeq, a predicted model, not a curated record
CCCCCAGGCCAUUGGCCAGGUCCCCGCCUCCCCGGCCGGGGUCACAGGUCCGCCCGCCGGGGUCAGGCCCCUCUCAGCCGGGCCCCAGCCCCCUCCCGCGGGAGGAGGGCCGCCGGCCACGGGCAUGGGUCGCAGUUUGACUCGCCGAACAGCCACGGGCCUCUGGCCCCGGACGCGCCCUCCCUCGGCCGGGGCCCUGCUGUCCCGCCCCGGGAGCCAUGGUCCCUCCCCCGAGGCCGGCAGCCCCUCCUCCAGCUCCAUGCAGCGGGUCUGGGGAUCCCCGGUGUCCAUCGCGGAGACCUCGGGGGCCAGGCCGGAGGGCUCCGCGCCCGAGGGGCCCGCGCCCGCCGCGUCGCCUUCGCGGGAGGCCUCGGACGACUCGCAGCCUCCGUCCUCGUCCCCCUCCUGGCUCUCCUCGCGGCCGCCGACCGCGAGCCCGGCGGCGGACGGGCCGCUGCUGCGCCAGGCCGCGUGGGGCGGGAUGGCGGCCGGCACGUUGCUGGAGGCCGGCCUGGCCCGGGUGCUCUUCUACCCGACGCUGCUCUACACGAUGGUCCGCGGGAGGGUGCCGGGCCGGGCGCGCCGCGACUGGUACAACCGCAUCGACCGCACGGUGCUGCUGGGCGCGCUGCCGCUGCGGAGCAUGACGCGCCGGCUGGUAGAGGACGAGAACGUGCGCGGAGUGAUCACCAUGAACGAGGAGUAUGAAACCAGGUUCCUGUGCCACUCCGCGAAGGAGUGGAGGAAAGUAGGAGUUGAGCAGCUGCGACUCAGCACAAUAGACAUGACUGGAAUCCCAACCUUGACUAACCUCCAGAAAGGAGUUCAGUUUGCUCUCAAGUACCAGUCUCUGGGCCAGAGUGUGUACGUGCAUUGUAAGGCUGGGCGCUCCAGAAGUGCCACUAUGGUGGCAGCGUAUCUGAUUCAGGUGUACAACUGGAGCCCAGAGGAGGCUGUACGAGCCAUCGCCAAGAUCCGGUCACACAUCUAUAUCAGACCUGGCCAAUUUGAAAUUCUCAAAGAGUUCCACAAGGAGAUAACUGCAAAGAAGGAGCUGUAUCACACAUCACAGACAUGAAGUAUGUGGAUUAGAAAGAACUCAAGACAAACCUGCUGGCAAUAGAAGGCAAAUGUUUAACAGGACCAAUGGGGCUUAAGCCCAGACAACGUAACAGAAGUGUGCUAAGUAAUGGGUAAUUUUUCUCCCUUCGUCAUGGUUUCGUUUUCCUGAAAUAACACUGUUGUAUGGCUAGAAAGAUUUAGCCCGGCUUUUAUUUGCAGG